GGGAGUUGGACUGAGUGGCCUUUAAAGGUCCCUUCCCACCCAAACCAUCCUGUGAUUCUACUGCAGGAAUGCAGAAGUCCUCACUAGUUUACUCUUCUUUCAUACUGCAGUCCUGAAGGAAAUAAGAGAAGACUGAAAAGUGCACCUGUGGAGUAUUUUCAGAAAACUGGGGAGAUGAUGCUAAAAGCCGGUUUUGAUUUCACGGCUCCUUGUCAGAGGAGCACCCGCUCGAGGGUGAAAAGGUACAGCGCGAAAGCAGGAACUGUUUCAGAGAACGGGGAUUGUCACAGCCAAGUCCAAGGCCUCAGUGUGCAAAAUGGUGGAGAGGACAGAAUUCAAAACAUUCAGACUGGAAAUGAACACCUGGAAGACGUUACACCCACUCUGGAAAGCAAGGAUUUAAUCAUGAGGGGUAUAAACCCAGAGGAGUGUUUGAAAACCAAGAAAAAGGGGGCAGGGGGAAAAGGUGCUCAGAAUAAGAGGACUGGAAAGAGCUCAGAAAAGAGGAAUGGAGAUAAUACCCCAAAGAAAAGACAGAGAAGAGCGUGUAACAAACAGGAAACUGAGUGUGUUCAGAAGAAGUUCUGCGGGCAGAGGGAGGCGCGUGUUGCUGACAGCCGGGGCGCAGCUGAUCAGAACACAGACCCUGUGGGCACGGGAAGGACCCUGCUGGGGGUCUCCAGGUCGCGGCCGUGCCCACGGUCAGCGAGAGCUGGCGCGCAGAAGAAGAGCCGAGCAGGGCAGGAGUGUGUGGAGACAGGCUCUGAUGGCGCCUCAUCUGCAAAAUCUGAGGAGAAAACUGACGGAUUGAAAGUAGGGAAAGAGAUGGACCAAGGGAAUCCAGGUAACUGGGAUUUUAAAUCUGACACUGAGAGGGAUGCUGAGCUCCUGCAGCCAUGUGACAAAGGAGGAUUCACAGUGGUUAAAAUGCUGCCAGAAGAGUCUAUCCCACGAACACAAGUGGAGAGGAGGAAAACGAGUCCGUAUUUUUCAAGUAAAUACAGUAAAGAAGCUCCCAGCCCACCCAGAAGGAAGGCCUUCAGAAAAUGGACUCCUCCACGUUCUCCUUUCAAUCUGAUCCAAGAGACGCUUUUCCAUGAUCCAUGGAAACUUCUCAUUGCAACCAUAUUUCUCAAUAAAACUUCAGGUAAAAUGGCAAUCCCUGUGCUCUGGGAGUUCCUGAAGAAGUAUCCUUCUCCUGAAGUAGCCAGGGCUGCAGACUGGAAGGAGAUGUCGGAGCUGCUCAGACCUCUCGGCCUCUAUGAACUCAGAGCGAAAACGAUCAUCAAGUUCUCGGAUGAGUACCUGAGCAAGCGGUGGCGGUACCCCAUCGAGCUGCACGGCAUCGGCAAGUACGGGAACGACUCCUACAGGAUCUUCUGCGUCAACGAGUGGAAGGAGGUGCAGCCGCAGGACCACAAGCUGAAUGUGUACCACGCCUGGCUGUGGGAGAACCGGGAGAGGCUGAGCAUUGACUGAGGGAAGCCGCCACCGGGCUUGGUGCAGGGGGUGUCCUUGCCGUGUUGCUCAGAUCAUCAGGUUCUUAAUUCAAAUAUUGGUGUGGUGUACAUGGUGCAGCUCGUCCUUGUCAUUAAAUGUUUAAAAUACCUGUAUAUAUUUUUUUAAUAAAUGCAUACCCAUUUUUAUUACGGAA
Calidris pugnax (ruff) is the source of this 1654-nucleotide messenger RNA. It is a transcript of the gene MBD4, whose product is annotated as methyl-CpG binding domain 4 DNA glycosylase. Gene Ontology annotation, biological process: base-excision repair. The transcript has 6 exons. Lineage: Eukaryota; Metazoa; Chordata; Aves; Charadriiformes; Scolopacidae. Gene Ontology annotation, molecular function: pyrimidine-specific mismatch base pair DNA N-glycosylase activity; DNA binding. Gene Ontology annotation, cellular component: nucleus. Bases 175 to 1479 code for a protein of 434 amino acids. The record is from RefSeq and is a predicted model, not a curated record.